Molecule: messenger RNA, 1228 nt
Organism: Cercospora beticola
Lineage: Eukaryota; Fungi; Ascomycota; Dothideomycetes; Mycosphaerellales; Mycosphaerellaceae
Gene: YPT35
Product: Ypt35p
Cellular component (GO): endosome
Molecular function (GO): phosphatidylinositol-3-phosphate binding
Source: RefSeq, a predicted model, not a curated record
CUUGGAGCGCACUCCUCCCCGACGAUGUAUUGCAUAUAGUGUCUGCACUGUGGUCUGUGAAGAUGGAACCUCUGGCCAGUGCCAAGGCGGACGUUUAAGCCAUGCACAUGCUCGCAAGCAGCCGAUGGCUGGGACCCUCCCGACUACUGGGGGACUGCUGCUUUCUGCGCUGACCUGCAGGACGCCCGCACUGCAGGCCACCACCACCUGUGCUCAACCUCUUUUCUGCAAGUCAUUGGCGCCGAAAGGUACCCUGGUAGACGGCGGGACGCGCGUUCUCCGUUGGAGCUCUGGGUAGGAAGUCUUUUCUAUACCACACUCGAGGAGCUUGUGCCCAGGAUCCGGCUCAAACAUCCUGCGUAUCGCAUGGGGACCCGCCUGGACGACGCAGAUGGAGCGCCAGCGGCGAGGGGAGAGCUGCAGACGCCCGCCACCGCAGCUGCACCAGAGCGAGAAUCCGGAUCCUCUGAUCUUCGGAACGGCUCAGGUGUGACUGAUGCUCCCCCAUUCUGGAGUACGAAUCGCCACCGCAGAACCGCCAGUUCCGCGAGCAUCCUCACGAUUGAUCAGGCGCGGCCGGCCGCCAUCACUCUCGAGGACCACUCGAAGGAUGAUGACGAGCAGGCGCUAUCGUGUUGGGCACAGUCGGUGACGAUAGACGACUAUUCAGUCGUGUCCGGCAAUGGCAGCAUUGGCGCGUAUGUGGUAUGGCACUUGACCGUGAGCACUCUAUACGGAGGCGACAUGCCGCUGAACAAAAGAUACUCGGAGUUUGAUCGCCUUCGAACAGAUCUGAUAAGGGCAUUUCCACAUGCAGAAGCCCAGAUUCCGGAGCUUCCCCGCAAGAGCAUGGUGUCUAGAUUCCGGCCCAGGUUCUUGGAGCAUCGAAAGAAUGGCCUGGCGCACUUCAUGAAUUGCAUCUUGCUGAACCCAGAAUUCGCAAGUUCUCCCAUCCUGAAGGAGUUCAUCUUCAGCUGAAAACGCGUCGCGUGACAGUACUGGACCCUGCAGCUGCAGCUAGUGCACAUCCCGACUGCUUGAUAGUCAGCACGUCGCCGCGACACCUCUCCACGUCUGUCGCUCAUCUUGCUGCAGUGCUGCAAUAUCGGGUUGCACGUCAGAGACGAAGUCAGAACCGCGCCGCACUCACGAUUCCUAGCAAGCACUGCAGUUCCCAAGCGAUCGCCAGAAAGCAGACUCGUCUCCUCCAGAGAGACACAGGCCUCCC